GGCAUUUGCAUCUCCGGUGGCUGCUUGUCUCCAUUUGCUCUCUUACAUGUGCAGCAUGAAGUGUAACCUCAAGAAGAAACUCAUACUCUUUUCAUUCAUGUUGCACUUCCUUAUUAAAGUGGAAUGUGAAGUUAAUGGUACAACUGGAAGUAAUGUCAACGUUACAUUCACUUUUCAAGAUCUUGAUAAAGGCAGUCUUCCCAAAGGACACAUAUGUCUGCACAAAAAUGAAAACAAGAUUGAAAAUUGUCACAAGAUCGGUGCUAACUCUACUGGUUCGGGAAAAUUUUUGUUUAAUAAUGUGGAUGAUGUGAAUAAUACCGUUACACUGAGCAUCACAAAUCUGACCACAGAAGAUACAGGAAAAUAUCAUGUCGUGUUGCAUAACGAAGGCAAAAGACCUCUCAUUCCGAGCAAUAAAAUUGAUCUUACAGUCAAUCUUGUUAACAAACCAACAGAUAUUAUGCCCACAACGGUGAAUGAAACAACAGGAACUGCUCCCUCAGAACCGGAGACAUCAAAAAAAAUCUCAAUUUCAGUUUUCUUGACUGCAUCAUUCAUAAUAUGUAUAUGUUUCUUUGUGGGCCUGCUGUGCUGGUUCUAUAGGACCUGCCCCAGAAAAUCAGAUAACCUUCCGGUUCAGAGCAACAGCACGACACAACAAGGAGGUUGUGGCAGACCCAGCACUUUAUCUGUCAGCUGUGUGGAGUAUGGCGAGUUAGACUUUCAACGCAGACCUGAAAGACAUGACAGAGGAAAAUCUGCAGAGCUGACAUCAAAGGGUCAGGAUGGAGUGGAAUAUGCUGCUAUCAUUUUCCCUCAGCAAAAACAGACACCAAGUGGGCGGAUGAGAGAUAUACAGCAAGUAGCUGCCAUUAGAUCAAAAUCAUAAAACCUU
This is a messenger RNA of Xyrauchen texanus (razorback sucker), 898 nucleotides long. RefSeq lists its product as uncharacterized. Lineage: Eukaryota; Metazoa; Chordata; Actinopteri; Cypriniformes; Catostomidae. Gene Ontology annotation, biological process: positive regulation of T cell apoptotic process; negative regulation of immune response. Gene Ontology annotation, cellular component: membrane; external side of plasma membrane. Bases 47 to 892 code for a protein of 281 amino acids. The transcript has 5 exons. The record is from RefSeq and is a predicted model, not a curated record.